Messenger RNA from Drosophila novamexicana, 1619 nucleotides. RefSeq lists its product as uncharacterized. Lineage: Eukaryota; Metazoa; Arthropoda; Insecta; Diptera; Drosophilidae. The record is from RefSeq and is a predicted model, not a curated record. Gene Ontology annotation, molecular function: protein binding. The transcript is spliced from 3 exons. The coding region runs from base 206 to 1525 and encodes 439 amino acids.
AACUGAAGACGGCAAGCUAAGUGUAGGUAGGUGGGCCAGCCUGCCUGGAAAACCACCCCUAAGGAAGGCACGUUUAGGUAGCAAGGCCUCUGAAAUUAUGGACCCUGGACAGCUGGUCAGGCUGCAUUUGUUUGGCAGUGUCUAAAAUGCUUUGCGCCUGCCAACAGCUAAGUGACAGUACCAGAAAUUGUAGCACAGCCGACAAAUGGCCACAAAACAGGAAACAGAGCCAAAGCCCAGCACACUGCUGCAGCUAAAUGAUGACGUUCUGGCCUUGAUAGUGGCCCAACUAAAUGUGUACCAACAGUUCGAGCUAACCCAACUGCACAGCCGCCUGAGGAGCAUUGUCCAGUCGCUGUGGCGCACGCGUGUGCACAAUGUGGCGCUGCAAGAUGAGCUGCUGUGCCGUGCGUCGUCGCGUCACUUUCAGGCAUUCAUGCUGGCACUGGCGCCGCAUCUGGAGCGUCUCAGCUGCCAUCGGCUGGAUGUGAGACGAUUGCGAAUGCUAAAUGAACACUGCUUGCCGGGUGUCAGCAGCCUGGAGUGGCUGGGCGAUGAUCAUGAGCCGCGACGUGGCCGAGUUCGAUUCGUGGACGAGGAUGUGCGUUUGCUAAAGCGUGUGUUUCCCUCGCUGCGCAAGCUCAAAUUGCGUGGCUGCCAGGUGACGGGCAAGUAUCUGCACGAGUUGGAGCUGCUAAACGAGCUGUGCCUGGACGACUGUCAGUAUCUGGAGUCGCAGUACUUUCGCGACAUCUUUCGGCAGCUGAAGCUGCGCAAGUUUGACAUUAUGGAGGACUGCGAUGAAGUGAACUGCUGUGAUUUGGUUGACGUGCAGCUGUGCCCCACAUUGGAGCACAUUAAGAUUGCCGAUUAUCAUCUGUGCAUGGAAUCGGACAUAACACAGCAGCUGCUGCGCCUGCCACGCCUACACAAGCUCUCCAUAUAUUCCAAGAAUUUUGUCUUCGAUGUGCUGGCGCGCAUAGCGCGACUCAGCAAUGCCGCAGCUGGCGGCAUCAAGCAAAUCGAAGGCUUUCGCUUUAGCGGACUUCUACACGACUAUGAACGCUUCUUUCGUGAGCUAAGCAAUCUACGCCAUCUGCGCAGAUUGGAGGUGCACGGACAGUCGGAGGAUGGACAGCUACAGUGCCUCAGCGAUCAAAUGCUCUGCCCACUGGCCGCUCAGCUGCCAGAGCUCUGCGAGCUGCACCUGUGCGGCUAUCAGCUGGAGAGUCCAGCGGGUCUACUGCAAUUUGUGAUCAACUGCCGCCAGCUGCGCAUCUUGGAUAUGACAAGAUCUCGUUGCAUUGGCAACGCAUUCAUCGGCCGUUGUCUGGCAGUGCUGUCCAAGCAAAGCUGGCGCACCCAGCCGCUAGAAUUGUGGAUCAGACAGAGCGACAUUAAUCCCAGCUGUGUGCAAAAUCCCCGAUAUUUAGUCAGCGACAGAUCGCUGCGAAUUGAUACCAAACGGAUGACACCGAACAUUGAUUACAUGUCUAGUGUGCUCAAGUUUAGCUUUGUAAGAUGAUUUGUUACCUGUGCCAACUGUGUGCCUGACUUCACAUAUGCCCUGUAUUUAUAAUCCAAUAUAUAUAUGUAUGUUUACUUAAGACUGAAUGCAA